This is a messenger RNA of Nerophis lumbriciformis (worm pipefish), 2460 nucleotides long. The record is from RefSeq and is a predicted model, not a curated record. NCBI's taxonomy places the organism in Eukaryota, Metazoa, Chordata, Actinopteri, Syngnathiformes, Syngnathidae.
AUGGCAAGCGACGAGGAAAGGGGGGUGGUUCGAGUCAAAGUAAAGAAAUGUGAUGGCUCACUUCCUAUGGAGUUUCGUUCCUUUGCUGUUGAUCCCCAAAUUACAUCAUUGGAGGUGUUGCAGCAUAUUCUAAUCAAAGCCUUUGAUUUGAAUGGGAAGCGGAAUUUCGAGGUCAGUUACAUGUCUCGAGGCGUCAGCGUUGCAGAGAUGUACCUGUCUUUGGUGUCUGAUGGGGAUUUGGAUGCUGCGUUUGCUAGUGCAGCCAAACCAUAUCUACAGCUCAAAAUGGAUGUGAAACCUUCAGAAGACAGCCCUGUUAUGGAGGACUGGGACAUCAUAAGCCCCAAAGAUGUUAUUGGCUCUGAGCAGCUUUUUGCAGAAAGGACUAAAUCUUUGGCAUCUGCAGCACUUCCUUUCACCCAGUCUUUAAUGUCCCAGGUUGGUCGGACGCUAACGCGAGUUCAGCAGGCAUUCAGCUGGUCAUACGGGGAGGAAAUCAAGCCUUUUAAGCCCCCUCUAAGUGAUACAGAGUUUCAUAGUUACCUCAAUGGGCAAGGACAGCUGACACGACCAGAGGAACUAAGGCUACGAAUCUACCAUGGAGGUGUUGAGCCUUCCUUACGAAAGGUUGUCUGGAGAUACCUUCUCAAUGUGUACCCUGAUGGACUAAGUGGUCAGGAAAGAAUGGACUACAUGAAGCGAAAGACGAGAGAAUAUGACCAAUUGAAGAAGGAAUGGACGGCCCACGUCAGUCACGAGGAUCUUGAAUUUAUCCGGGGAAAUGUACUCAAAGACGUCUUAAGGACAGACCGUGCCCAUCCCUACUACGCAGGCUCAGAAGACAGUCCGCAUUUGACUGCUCUCACAGACUUGCUGACUACGUUCGCCAUCACACAUCCACAGAUCUCAUACUGUCAAGGAAUGAGUGAUAUUGCUUCCCCUAUCCUUGCUGUGAUGGACAAUGAAGCGCAUGCCUUCAUUUGCUUUUGUGGCAUUAUGAAACGCUUGGAGGGGAACUUCCGGCCUGAUGGACAGCUCAUGUCUAUUAAAUUCCAACAUCUCAAAUUACUUCUGCAGUACUCAGAUUACGAAUUCUACUCUUACCUGCUUUCCCGAGGAGCUGAUGACCUUUUCUUUUGUUACCGCUGGUUACUUCUGGAGCUCAAACGAGAAUUUGCCUUUGACGAUGCUUUACGGAUGCUAGAAGUGACUUGGAGUUCCCUCCCUCCUGACCCUCCUGAAACUGAAGUGGAGCUCCUUGGACCACCAGUACAGUCUGACAAAACACGUUUCAAAGACAGGGAAAGCGUCCUCGGGCGUGACUGGGAAAUAAAGGAGAAGCAGCGUCGACAGCAUAUGCUUCGACCAUCAAGAGAAGAACAUCAGGUCAGUUGGAAUACUGUCAGUGAAGACAAAACCGGACCUGGAAAUGAUAGAGCAAUUGUGGGCAAGGCAAGUUUGGUGACUCCUUCAAUCGAGGACAGUUUUGGCGAAUUUAAAUAUUAUACUGCCCAAAAUGAAGAUUCAUUGAAUAUUAAACAGCAACAGGGUUUGACUGAUGGUACAUCAUCACGUCAUCCAACUCGUCAGUCCACCACCGAUAGUGAGGAGGAUCUUGGAGAAAGAACGCCGCUUAUAAAAUGCAAAGAAUUUUCCCCAGAAUCUCCAAUUUCUAAGAAUGACACUGUAAAUCAUUCCUCUUCAGCCUUACCUUCCAGUUGGUCAACGGCGAUUCCUGACUCUCCACCGCAAACAUCAUUCAGUUUCACAAGCAGUGGAAGAGAGGCCUUAUCAAGAACUGUCCCAAAAGUAAUCACAUCUUCUGCGCAAUUGCUCAGAAGUACAGGGUUGAAUUUGACAAACCCCUCUGUAAAACAAUGUGCUACAUCUCACACGCAUACGAAUCGAUCUUUUCUCUCGUCACCAAUUUUGCCUUUUGGAAGAGGUCCUUCACAGUCUUCUCCUAUCAACAAACCCUCAAUCACCACUUCUACUAACAUGGACUGUUCCCCCAAAGUGGAGACCGCCAUCAAACCGUGUUCUCUCCCUCCUCCCCAAGAGUUCGGAAAAGGCAAUCCCUUCAUGCUAUUUUUGUGCCUGUCCAUCUUGCUGGAACACCGGGACCACAUCAUCAAGAACAGCCUGGAUUACAAUGAGCUCGCCAUGCACUUUGACCGCCUAGUGCGCCGCCACAACCUCAGCAGGAUCCUGCAGCGAGCAAAAGCCUUAUUUGCAGACUACUUGCAGAGUGAAGUGUGGGAAUCCGAGGAAGGGGACGAGGUUAGCUCUGAUUCGCCCACAUCAACCGCUGCUCAAUACUCCCCAUCUUUAACCAUCGCCGCUCGUCCUAUUUAUAGCCCUUUAUCAUCCCCUCAGACGACAACUCGGAACUCAACCUAUAACCUUGCGACGACCAUUCCCUCGCCAACAACUGAAGUUUCCCUUUCCCAUAUAUCGUGA